Enterobius vermicularis (human pinworm) is the source of this 1971-nucleotide messenger RNA. Lineage: Eukaryota; Metazoa; Nematoda; Chromadorea; Rhabditida; Oxyuridae. The record is from the annotation of a GenBank genome assembly.
AUGUCGAAGGUGAACGCUGUUGGUAUUGACUUGGGUACGACGUAUUCUUGUGUUGGAGUAUUUAUGCAUGGCAAAGUGGAAAUAAUUGCUAACGAUCAAGAGGUGAUAGUUCUGAUUUUAGGCAAUAGGACUACCCCGUCGUAUGUUGCUUUCACCGAUACAGAAAGACUAAUCGGAGAUGCAGCAAAGAAUCAAGUUGCUAUGAAUCCUCACAACACAGUAUUUGAUUGCAAGCGUCUUAUCGGCCGGCGAUUCGACGAUCCUGCAGUUCAAUCAGAUAUGAAACAUUGGCCUUUCAAAGUUAUUAGUGCUGAAGGUGGAAAGCCGAAGGUUCAAGUUGAAUACCGUGGUGAGACGAAGACGUUCACACCAGAAGAAAUAUCAUCAAUGGUUUUGGGUAAAAUGAAAGAGACUGCAGAAGCUUUCUUGGGUUCUUCUGUAAAGAAUGCAGUAGUUACUGUCCCGGCGUAUUUUAACGAUUCACAGCGGCAGGCUACGAAGGAUGCAGGAGCAAUUGCAGGACUUAAUGUGCUUCGUAUUAUAAAUGAGCCAACUGCAGCUGCUAUUGCGUAUGGUUUGGACCAGAAGGGCACUGGUGAAAGGAAUGUUCUUAUUUUUGAUUUGGGAGGUGGGACUUUUGAUGUUUCCAUCCUUACAAUUGAAGAUGGUAUAUUUGAAGUGAAAUCGACUGCUGGGGACACACAUCUCGGAGGUGAGGAUUUCGACAACAGGAUGGUUAAUCAUUUUGUUGCUGAAUUCAAGAGGAAACAUAAGAAGGAUCUUUCUUCAAACCCGCGUGCUCUCCGCCGUCUCCGUACCGCUUGUGAGAGAGCGAAACGUACAUUGUCAAGCUCAUCUCAAGCCAGCAUUGAGAUCGAUUCCCUGUUCGAGGGCAUUGAUUUUUACACCAACAUUACUCGUGCACGAUUCGAGGAGCUGAACGCUGAUUUGUUCCGUUCCACGAUGGAUCCCGUAGAGAAGGCUCUUCGUGACGCGAAGAUGGAUAAGUCGCAAGUCCGCGACAUUGUUUUAGUUGGUGGAUCUACUCGUAUUCCGAAAGUGCAAAAGCUCUUGUCCGACUUUUUUUCGGGGAAAGAGCUUAACAAGUCUAUUAAUCCUGAUGAGGCUGUGGCUUAUGGCGCAGCAGUUCAAGCAGCUAUCCUUUCUGGAGACAAGUCUGAGACCGUACAAGAUCUGCUUCUGCUUGAUGUAGCUCCGCUUUCUUUGGGUAUUGAAACUGCUGGCGGAGUGAUGACGUCUUUGAUCAAGAGGAACACAACAAUCCCAACGAAAACUUCUCAGACAUUUACUACAUACUCUGACAACCAGCCUGGAGUGUUGAUUCAGGUUUACGAGGGUGAACGUGCUAUGACAAAGGAUAAUAAUCUUCUUGGCAAGUUCGAAUUAUCCGGUAUCCCACCAGCUCCGAGGGGUGUACCGCAGAUAGAAGUUACGUUUGAUAUUGAUGCCAAUGGCAUCUUGAAUGUUACUGCACAGGACAAGUCGACUGGCAAACAUAACAAGAUAACGAUUACAAAUGACAAGGGUCGCCUUUCUAAGGAUGAAAUUGAUCGGAUGGUUCAAGAGGCCGAGAAGUAUAAGGCAGAUGAUGAUGCUCAGAAAGAACGCGUUGCGGCAAAGAAUGCCCUGGAGUCGUACGCCUUUAAUAUGAAGCAGACAAUUGAUGACGAAAAGAUAAAGGAUAAGAUAUCGACUGAUGAUAGGAAGAAAAUACAGGAGAAGUGCGAUGAAGUCAUUAAGUGGUUGGAUCGCAACCAGACUGCAGAGAAAGACGAGUUUGAACAUAUGCAGAAGGAGUUGGAGUCUGUUUGCACUCCAAUCAUAACUAAAUUAUAUCAAGGUGCAGGAGGAAUGCCUGGAGGUAUGCCGGGAGGAUUCCCAGGUGGCGCAGGUCCACAGGGUGGUAGUAACCAUGGUCCAGGAGGCCCAACAAUUGAAGAAGUCGAUUAA